Xiphias gladius (swordfish) is the source of this 3810-nucleotide messenger RNA. RefSeq names its product huntingtin associated protein 1 (gene hap1). The transcript is spliced from 14 exons. Bases 201 to 2507 code for a protein of 768 amino acids. Lineage: Eukaryota; Metazoa; Chordata; Actinopteri; Istiophoriformes; Xiphiidae. The record is from RefSeq and is a predicted model, not a curated record. Gene Ontology annotation, cellular component: dendrite. Gene Ontology annotation, biological process: neurotrophin TRK receptor signaling pathway; anterograde axonal transport of mitochondrion; neurogenesis. Gene Ontology annotation, molecular function: signaling receptor binding.
UCAGAUUCUCAUGCACACACAAACACAGGUGUAUACGCCCACUCACGUAGGCUAGUGGAUACUGUUUUCACAUACACACAGGCCAGCAAAAUGAUGCCAGAGACACAGCUGGUGUGUCACAGCGCAGCCAACACAGCGUAGAAACAGAAGGGAUUUAACUGAUCGACGGAGAGACGGAGGGCAGUUUUUCUCCGGUCACCAUGGAGGUGUGGAGCUCCUCAGCGUCUGAGGAGGAGGAAGAGGAGAAGAGCACCUCAAGUCUUGUGGAUGAAGUAGUGGAAGAGGGGGAAAAAUGCCACAACAGCAAUAACAGUAACAACAAUAACAAGAACGACAGCCUUUGCAGGGAGGUGACACAAGUGCUGUGCUCAGACAGGGUGGGCCAGGUCACCAAGACGUAUCAUGACAUUAAGGCAGUCACCCACCUGCUGGAGGAGAAAGAGCGGGAUCUUGAGUUAGCAGCACGGAUCGGUCAGUCCCUCCUGAAGCAAAACCAAAAGCUAACAGCACGCAAUGAAAUGCUGGAUGAACAGCUUGAAAUUGCAAAAGAGGAGAUUGCUCAACUUCGUCAUGAGCUCUCGAUGAGAGACGACCUCCUCCAGUUCUACGCGAGCACUGAAGAGAAUGAGAACGCUGAAUCGCUCUCACCGAUAAAAAGGAACGAAUCAUGCAGUUCUCUCAGCAACUUCGUCCACUAUGACUUCCUGCAGCAGAAACUGAAGGGUUUAGAGGAAGAGAACCGCAAACUGAGAUUAGAGGCUAAUGAGCUCACAACAGAGACGACCAACUACGAGGAGCAAGAGCAGGAGCUGAUGAUGGUGUGUGUGGAAGAGCUCUCAUCUGUCAAUAAGCAGGUGUUCGACCUGUCAGAGGAGUUAGCACGGAAAGUAGAGGACUCUCUCCGACAGCAGGAGGAGAUCAGCUCACUGCUCGCUCAGAUUGUGGACCUGCAAGCCCGCUGCAAAGGGCUCAGCCAUGAGAAUGAGGAGCUGAACCAACACCUGAGUGCCUUCCGUGAGAGCCAGAUAAAACUUAAAUCAGAGCUCAAGGACCUGCAGGACAAGUACUCACAGUGUGAGGACAUGCUCCACGAGGCCCGAGAGGACAUUAAAAACCUGCGGAACAAGAGCCUGCCCAACAGCACGGUGCAGCGGUACACUGCGCUGGCCUCUGUCCUGCCCAUGGACUCACUAGCAGCUGAGAUAGAAGGCACCUUCCGCAAAGGCCUGGACGCCCCGGCUCCCUCAGAAUACAAGAACCACCCGUGGCGUGUGUUUGAAACAGUGAAGGUGGUGAACAAGGCCGGGAGGCUGCGGUCUCGGUGCCACUCCCCGGGGCUCCCGGGCUCCAGCCCGGUGUCCACUCGCUCCAGUUGUAUCAGCACCCCCCGAACUAGCUACUAUGGCUCUGAUAAUGCCAGCCUUAGCCUAGAGGACAAGCCCAGUUCCACUCAUGCUCAGAAAGAAGACAUUAGUGUUAGCGGGCCAAAGCGCCUGGGUCAGCCAGGCACACCAGGAGGCCAGGACCUUGAAGCUGCUUUGCGCAGCCUGUCAGCCCGCCAACAGAACCACUCCUCUGAGCGGCCUUUCUUUGAUGUGGAGCGUGAGCGUAAACUCCGUGCCUUGGCAGCAGACUGCGAGGAGGGCGAGUCUUCUAGUGGCUUCCUGACACCAAACGACAGCCUGGCCUCCAGCCCUGCAGCGUCAACAGACACCAACUACUCCAAUGGCAGCUCACAGCACUCCUGUGGUUCCUCGGGAGGAUCCAGGUCCUAUCUGCCCGACCGCCUGCAGAUUGUCAAACCUCUGGAAGGCUCUGUGACUCUGCAUCAGUGGCAGCAGCUGGCCAAACCAAACCUGGGGGGCAUCCUGCAUCCACGCCCGGGCGUCCUGACUAAAGACUUCAGGGAGCUCGAGGUCGACAUACAGCAUGUCUACAGCCUGAACGACCUGGAGGAGGACGAACCCGACCUAUCGCAGCUCUCUGGAGCGCAUAGCAUGGUCUCUCCAUCUGGUCCCAUCCUCCCUCAGACCUCUCCCACACAUACCAUUACCACCUGCCAAGUCCUCCAACCCUCCCUCUUCCUCCCCUCCUUCUCUACUAGCCUUCACUCUUUCGGCCUACCAUCUUGUUGGAACUGUGAGCACGUGAGCACUUCAUCGCUACCCCACCACCAGCACUUUGGCUUGGGAGGCCAGACCACCACCGCAACAAACAACACCACCUCAUCACUGGGACUCCUGAAGCUGCUGCAAGAGCGCGGCAUCUCAGCCUCUCCUUGUCCCCGGCACCACCUGCACCACGGACAUAGUACAAAACCUUCAUUCUCCACAGCAAAAGACAAAGGUGGAGGCUCAUCACUGGACAAGGAAGGAAGAAGGAGCAUUUUCAGCCUGAACUUAGUGGGGAAGCUUCAAAGUCUCGGGUUGCACAGAGUGGCAGCCUGGGGGAUGAUGGGACGCAGUGGCAAGAAGAGAGAAGCAGUGAGGCAUCCUCUGGAAGUUUGAUGAGGACUUACCCACCACUUAACUCCGCUCUCAUUCACCUUCGAGGCAUGUGAUUCCCACUGUGCAGUUCAGGGCCCACAGCACCAAUGUCUCGAAAACAAAAGCCACAGAAUGCGCAAGAGCCAUACUUUGAGUUGUCGGUAGUGUAUAGUACUGCUUUUCUAUGAACACGUGUACAGUAGACAAACCGAUGUGUGUGCGUGUGUAACAUCUUCAUCUCAGGACAAUCACCUGAUCACCAGUCUGUCUGACUGACACAUUGCUUUUUACACAAAAAAGAAACAUCACAAAGGAAAAAAAAACCUUUUUAUACUGUGUUUUGUGAAUGUCAUUUUACAGGUUUCCCUAUCACUGGUUUUAAAAGACCUCAUCACUUGUCAUUUUUUUAGUUUCCAAAGCGAACACUCAAGUUCUGUAUAAAUAAUAACAUUGUCAUUUGGGAGAGUUAAAAAAAGACUACGUGCAGUAAAUUAUUAGCUAAAACCACGAAGCAAGCCAAUGCUGUCACACUGAAAAAUUGCACUAAAAUACACUCUGGUCUUCCUGCUUAUUAGCUGCUACAUUGAGCAUGUUGUAUAUAAGAUUGUCAAAUAUACUGUAAGAAAACACUUGAGAAAUUGAUCAGCAAGCACUGCAAUGACACCUGCCCCAGACUGGGACAGAUGAUACGCCGACUGAACCAAAUAAUACCGAUCAUGCUGACAUCUUUUAGCUGCCCCGCGGCUCAUCACCUGCUGUCACAUACCACAUGUUGUUCUGAGCUGGUGAAAUGCCAGACUUUAUUGACAUGGUACCUGAGCCAAACUUCACCAAAAAACAAAUCAGGUUUGCUGCAUCAAAGACAUUGAAUGGGAUUUUUCGAAGCAAUAUGUGUAUUUACUGUUCACGUUGACUGAAAAUCUUGCUUGUACAAGUCUGCUGUAUUUCAUGUCAUCAGGAAUUUUGAAACUGCUGGGAUGUAAAUGAAAUCAAAACCAUGCUGGGCAUUCAAAGUGAAUUCUCCAUGGUAUUAAGGGGAAUCCUUAGUUAUUAGAAAAUAAGAAAUACAAAGUUCGAAAUACAAAUAGAAGAGAGGUCAUAAUUAUUUAAUCAGCAUGUUUCUUCAAGCAACCGUAGCAAAAAGGCAUAGGAUACUGUGGAUUAAAAAGGGAAGAAAUCAUAAACACAGGUUAUAAUAAUUUGUGUUCAGACUUUAAUCAACCAAACCACUGUUUCUCUCCACUAAUGUUUGCUGUAGUCGCUGCUAGCAUCACAGCUGUAUAUGUCAGUGUGUGUAUAAAUUGUACCAACUGUGAAUAAACCU